Messenger RNA from Thunnus maccoyii (southern bluefin tuna), 2178 nucleotides. It is a transcript of the gene pxmp4, whose product is annotated as peroxisomal membrane protein 4. NCBI's taxonomy places the organism in Eukaryota, Metazoa, Chordata, Actinopteri, Scombriformes, Scombridae. The transcript has 4 exons. Gene Ontology annotation, cellular component: peroxisomal membrane. The record is from RefSeq and is a predicted model, not a curated record. The coding region runs from base 47 to 691 and encodes 214 amino acids.
UGCGUGUGCAACAUUUAUUUGUGUCCUGACAGCUGUAGUGAAAGUCAUGGCACAUUCAGAUCUGAUAAAAACUCUACUGUACACUGUCAAUAAUCUGCUGCAGCAAGAGAAAUACAAAGCUGCAUUGGCAGUGUUGAAAGGAUUCAGAAACGGCGCCGUAUAUGGAGCCAAAAUCAGAGCACCGCAUGCCCUGGUGAUGACAUUUCUAUUCAGAAGUGGCAGUUUGAAGGAUAAGCUCAAAGCCAUUUUGAAGGCCACGUACACCCACUCCCGCAACCUGGCAUACUUUGUUUUCACAUACAAAGGACUGCAGGCCUUGCAGGAGAAGAUCCAGGGAAAGAGCUUGCAGUCUCACUCCUUUCUGGCUGCCUGUAUUGGAGGAUGGUUAGUGUUCGGAGAUAACAACAACAUCAAUAGCCAGAUCAACAUGUACUUGCUGUCCAGGAUCUUGUUCGCCUUGUCUCGCCUGGCUGUAGAGAAAGGAUUUAUCCCCCAGCCUAAAAAAGACCCUUUCCCACUUUUCGCCACCCUGGUGUGGGGCAUUGUCUUGUGGCUGUUUGAGUAUUACCCACACACCCUCCAGCCCUCACUGCAGUCUUCAAUGAACUACCUCUACCAUGACAGCAAUGUGUGGCAUGACAUCUCGGACUUCCUUGUUUAUAACAAGCCAAGGACUGCUGCUCAGAAAUGAAACUUUAGUUUUUUCUCCCCCCUAGUAUGGACCAGUGCUCUCCAACAGAGGUUUUCUCAAACCUUUUCAUGUCAAGGACCCCUAAACUAAUACAAAUUAGACCACAGACCCCCAUCUGAUAAGAUUUUUGCUUUUAGAUGUUUUAUCAUAGAAGGUGCAUGAAACCUUUGACCAAAAUAGUCAUACAUUCUGUCAUUGUGGUCCUUCUUGAUGGAAUUAAAGUGUAAGUAAAUGAUUCCCCUUUUUGCUGGGGACCCUCUGGACCCCCUCAAGGACCCCUGGGAGUCCCUGGACCCCACUUUGAGAACAGCUGUUCUACAAGAUAAUCAUUGCAUUAAUUAUUUUUAAUAAUUAUAAAUAUUCCGAAUAUUUUUAAAUGUUGCCUUCUUUAAAUUAUUGCCAGAAUGUAGUUUUUGAAUUUAGGUAGGGGAUCAAUAUUAUAUCUGAUGUUUUGUAGGAAGUUUUUGUUUUGUUCAUUUACACUGAUUUUCAUGUGCAAUCAACCAGUUUCCAGCAUUUCCAGCAUUUCCAGCAUACAGUAUUUGUAUACCAUUGUUAUCAGACAAAAUCAGCUUUUUAAAUAGCGAUAUCUGUAUCUAUCUAUUAUGUUUUCUUGGCUGAUUGUACAUUAAUUGAUUCAAAUUUCCAGGGAUAUUUCACUAAAUACAACUGCCACUGAAUAAAAGACAAAAAAAAAUGUUAAAUGCAAAACAGGCUGAAAUGCUUUUAUGUGCUGUGAAGCUGCAGUUACACAGAGACACACAAAAAAAGCUGUUUUUCUCUCCCAAAACGGAUUGAUAGUUUGAAGUGUGGCAAGUGUAGCACUACUGAGGAUCUUUCCCUACAAAGAAGUAUGCAGGUUAUAAUUACGACUAACUAAAACAUGGAAUAUUCUGUGUUGUAAUGUAGUGUUAUGGCUCCGUUUUGUUUGAUCUUUUUAAUGUAAUGCCAAUUCCCUCAUACUGCAGUUUUGUUAAUUUACUUUUAAACUGUUCAUGUUUAACAUCUGAAAGAAUGUUUGAGUGACACUCAUUCUGUCAUGUGCCAUCGUAAUUUGUACAAAGGGCUGAAUUAAAUCUUGCUUCAGUCAAACUUGUUUCCAGGCUUAAUUAGUCAUCACUUCCACAGUAAAACCUCUGUUUAAAAUCGAAUUGCAACAUAUUGGGAUGACGACAAAAGAUUUUGACAGCAAAGGCAUAUUGCGUCAGUGCAGUAUCAACCUUGAAUAGGGUGCAGAAAAUUGAGUUUUAAUUUACCUUUAAUAUUUGAGAUAUUUGCAAUUGUCAGUGGUGGAAAAUACAUUUAAAAGAGUCCUGUACUUGAGUAUUUCCAUUUUAUGUUUAAUGGCUUGUACUUUAAUGUAUUGUAGUUUUUACUGCUCCACUUUGAUUUGACAGCUACAGUAUAAUUAGUUUUUUGUUGUUAAUGAUACCUUCUCUUAUGAUAUUUGUGACCUUGUGAUUUUAAUUGUCCCACAUGAACUUAAA